Messenger RNA from Mercenaria mercenaria, 5427 nucleotides. RefSeq lists its product as uncharacterized. Gene Ontology annotation, molecular function: protein binding; peptidase inhibitor activity. The transcript is spliced from 25 exons. The record is from RefSeq and is a predicted model, not a curated record. NCBI's taxonomy places the organism in Eukaryota, Metazoa, Mollusca, Bivalvia, Venerida, Veneridae. Gene Ontology annotation, cellular component: extracellular region. Bases 95 to 4225 code for a protein of 1376 amino acids.
CGCUUUAUUUAGGUAAACGUAACUUGUAAACAACCGGCAGUGGUCUAGUCUCCAGACGGAAGAUUUUCUGAUUUCGAAAAUGUAGAAAAAGAGAAUGUCGUCGGUGUUUGGAAUUAUAGUGCUUGUUGCCUUAGCAACAUGUUUGCCACCAGUUUAUGGGGGAUUUUGGAGCUGGCUAAGAGGAUGGAGUGAAGAAGAGCCUAGGAACUGCCCCCAUGUAAACAACAGGACACAUGUUUGCUCUUCACUGGAAUCCACCAAUGCAACAUGUUAUACAAUUAAGUGCUGUAGCGAUUUUGAAGACCAUGAAAAUUAUGAAAGGUAUGGCGAUGAAAGUUCUGAUGAAAGUAGUGAGGAUGAUGUAAGCCACGGCGGUGGCGGAAAUCAUGGCGGUCAUCACGGUGGAUCUCACGGAGGUUGUAGUCUGUGUUUCUCCAAUCGGUCCUGUACGCUUUACAAGUGUUAUAAAAGUUGCUGCGAUGGCUACGAAAGAGAUGUUUGGGGAAAAUGUAGCAACAACACAGGAAAUCUACAGUGUGAAAAUGGCGGAGUGUUGAGCUAUACUUGGUGGGGAAGACAAUACUACUGUCAGUGUCCACGCGGAUUUCGAGGACAUAAUUGCGAGAAACCUGUAUGUCGCUGUAAAAAUGGCGGUGAAUGUGUGGUCAAGGACGGAAAGCCGCAUUGCAACUGUUUGCCUGGUUACUAUGGCAACAGAUGUCAGAAAUCAAACUGCACACUGAAGUGUUACAAUGGAGGACGGUGCUACAUAGACGGUGGCAAUGAAUUCUGUAGGUGUCGGCCCGGGUAUAUUGGAACCCAGUGUGAACAGUACUAUACAAAUCCUGACACGUGCCCACUACCUGAUGAGUCAGAUGACAUGUGCAGAUGUGAAUGCACGAGGAACACAGAUUGUAAAGAUGACGAAGUGUGUUGUAAGGAGGGUUGUAAGUCUGUAUGUCGCAAAAAGAAACCAGAGUCCUGUCAAUACGAAGGGAAGACCUAUGCAAUUAAUGACACAUACAGCCCCGAACCAUGCACGAACUGCACUUGCACUGCAACUGGUGACAUGUUAUGCUAUUCUGUUAGCUGUGCAGUACCACAAUGCGUCUAUGGCGAGCCGACAGUGAUACAAGGAGAGUGUUGCCCGUCUUGCCCAGACAAGCCUGACCCGCCGAAGAUAAGCAACUGCCCGACAAGUGUUGUACAUGUGCGUGUCUCAUCUACCAGUGACGAGGCAUUGCUAGACAACAAGACCACGGAUAUCAAAGCUUAUGACUCCAAAGGCGUUAAACUGGAGGUGAAUUAUCGGCCAGGAAAGGUUCACCACUGUCAUUGCUCGGCUUCUCUGAACUCACAGACAACUGUACAAGCUUAUGCUGAGGACAGUCAUGGUGGUAUAGCUACCUGCUCGUUCAACGUCACGGUUAAAGAUACGUUUCCGCCCCGAUUUACUUUCUGUCCAAAAGACGUGAACGUCUCCGAUGGAGAAGUAGUGCAGUGGAAGCAACCCACAUCAGAUGAUAAUGUAGGUGUAUCAAGAGUAUCGGUUCCUGACAGGCGAAGUGGCGAGAUAUUCCCUGUAGGAGUUCAUACAAUGACAUACCAAGUGUGGGACCAUGAUGGCAACACAGCGUCCUGUAACUUCAAUGUUGUUGUCACUAGAGAUCCUCCAAGAAUUGACAAUUGUCCUAAAGCCGCGUUACACUUGAACACCUCAUACUAUACUGACUAUGCUGUACUCAAAGAAUUAACUACUGGAAUACACGCAUAUGACUCUGAGGACAACAAGAUUCAGGUACUAUAUCAGCCCACGACUGUUAAUCACUGUAAAUGCUCGGAUUCUCUUAACAAAGAGUUCACAGUUCAAGCUUCGGCAACUGAUGACUAUGGUAGUAUUGUCAGGUGCUCCUUCAAUGUUAUUGUUAAAGAUGCCUUCCUGCCACAAUUCUCCUUUUGUCCAGGAGAUAUAAAUGUAACUGAAGGUGAACAUGUUACAUGGAAGGAACCAGUGUACACGGAUAAUGUUGGCAUUUUGCGAAGGAGUGUAGACAUGGAGAACGGGCAAGUCUUCCCGGUUGGCAAGCACACUGUUACAUAUGAUGUGACUGAUUAUGACGACAAUACAGCAUCUUGUCGUUUUAACAUCUUUGUAGCAGAAGGAAUGCCACCAAGGAUACAUAAUUGUCCUUAUUAUGGCUUAUACUUGAAUACGUCAGCCGCUGGAGACUCUGUAGUGUUAGGUGAUAACACAGCAUCAAUAAAAGCAUUUGAUGGUGAAGGAAACAAGUUGAAGGUGACCUACCGGCCAAACUUUGUGCGUCACUGUUACUGCGAGAAUUCUGCCUCAAAUGAAACAUUAACGGAAGCUUCUGCAAAAGAUCAAUAUGGCAAUAUUGCCACGUGUUCUUUCAGAGUUUUUGUCCUCGAUCAAGUGAAACCAUUGAUAUUGCACUGCCCUGAGAACAUCUUUGUGACUGAGAAUGAGGUCGCCACAUGGAGAGAACCUGAAUAUUAUGACAAUGUGAAAGUGGUGAAAGUAUCAGUGACCGGAAGGAAGCGUGGUACCGUGUUCCCUGUAGGCAGCCAUAGAGUAGCUUAUGAUAUUUGGGACUUUGAUGGGAACUACGCCACUUGUCAGUUCAAUGUUACUGUUGCCAAAGCCAAAUGUACACUGGAAUGCUUCAACGACGGACUAUGCUAUCGGAAUGGAAACGAUCAGUUUUGUAGAUGUACACCUGACUAUGUUGGGAAGCAGUGUGAAAAUAAAUAUAUUCACCCAAGUACGUGCCCAGUACCAGAAACUUUCCAAAGUACAUGUGAUGUAAGAUGUACAAGAGAUAGCGAUUGUAAUGGUGAUAACGUAUGUUGCAAGGAGGGUUGUGGCACGGUGUGCCGUCCACCUAAGACAAUAUAUUGCCAGUACAAAGGAAAACAGUAUAUGGUCAAUGAAACAUAUAGUCCAGAGCCUUGCACUACAUGCACAUGCAACGUAUCUGGAGAGAUGGUUUGCUUAUCCAAGUUCUGUGCUAUGCCAAAGUGUGCUGGUGGUAGGCAACCGGUAUCCAAGCCUGAUCAGUGCUGUCUCACAUGCCCAGAAGAAGAAAAACCUCAGAUUACUUGUCCAGUACAAACUGUUCAUUUGAAUACAUCCUACUACAGCAACAUGACACUCCUAGAAGACAGAAAAACUAGUGUCGUGGCAUAUGACUCUUUUGGUAGAAGACUUCAGGUGAACUAUAGACCGCCCUUUGCACAUCACUGUAACUGCCACAAUCCACUUGAACAUGCGACAACAGUAAAAGCAUAUGCGGCUGAUUAUCAUGGCAACGUUGCUACGUGUUCGUUCAAGGUCGUUGUUAGGGAUAUAUACCCACCUGUUGUCUUUUCUUGUCCGGAGGAUGUAUUUGUUUUCGAAAAGGAGGUGGUCGAAUGGCUGCAACCAAACUCAGCGGACAACGUAGGGAUAGCCGGUACAUCAUGUUCCAGCCAGAAGAACGGGGAAAUCUUUCCUGUUGGAGAGCACAGAAUAUCUUGCGACAUACGGGACUAUGACGAUAACACGGCAUCAUGCCACUUCCUUGUGUCUGUUACCAGUGAUAAUACUUCCGUUGAAGACCUUCCUAUAGGUCUGAGGGAAAGAUUCACAGGAGAGAAAAACGACAAACUUCGUAUCAUUUUGCUUCCUAUUUUUUGUGCCAUUUUGCUGAUCAUCUUGGCGCUUGUGGUCUUUUUCUGUAGACGAAAGUGUCACAUAAAUCUCCCGAAGAAGAAAUCUCUCGGACAUGAAGCUGCAAAGAAUGUCUACUUAAAGCCAAACGAUUCUUGUUCAAAGAAAUCAUCGCAUAAAUCUAAACGUCCGUCAGUGUCAACAUAUUCCUCCUCGGUGUCCUCAAGGAGUUUGACGGGAAAGGCUUUAUCCUUCCACAGGAAUAUGUAUGCUGUACCUGAUGAUAUAGGUAUCAGACCACCACCAUACAUGGCUCACCCAGGUUACAGCCCACCUCCAUACAGCAUUUCCGGAAGCGUGAAGGAUGUAACAUACAUGCCAUUGCCCCUUCCAGCUUACCAUAGCCCUGAGUAUGAGUUCUUGAGUGCACGUACGCCAAGUGUUUUUGGAGGGUCAGUUAGAUCAGGGUCCACAAUGUCGACAAAGUCUUCACGAAACUCCACUGCAGGAUCUGUGAAGUCUUCAAAAUCCAGAAAAUCAAGUUUCAAGGCCUAGCAGUAAGAACAAAUGAAGUCAGUAUCAGUGUAUAUAUACAGAUGCAUAAUUUCAAUCAUUAAGUAGUGCUACUGGGCUUAGCAUAAAUGACUUCAACCUAACUCGAUGUACACAGAUCUAUAAGCAAUAUUUACUCAAGAAUUUAAAUUUAUUUCCUUACUCUUUAGUCGAUAAUUUUCAUCUUUCAACUUUUCAAUAAAUGUCAGGCUAGCAUAGGUUAAGAUUUGAAAUUCUUAUAAAGUGUGUUAAUGUUGAUAAGUGUGAAACUAUAUCAAGAAAUUGACUUCAAAAGUUGCUGUAAAACUUUGUAAAUAAUCUAUUUAAUAUCGUUCGUUUAAUAGUCUUUUCCGCGUUAUGUAAUUGAUAUUACACGUGUAUUUAUUUAUCGUAAAACCCAGGUUAAAUGAUUUGUCUUAGCAAAAUAUUCAGAGACUAUUUAACCAUUGUUUGCUUAUCGCCAUUACUUUAUCAUUGCCACAAGACAAUAAUCUUGGUGCAUCAGUUGUUACACAUGAAGUGGUACGUUUUGUAAUGUUUUCGACAAUCACAUAACUUUACAAUUUAAACUACAUUUUUAAUUUUAACAUAUUCUAAAUUAUAAUUUUAUAAAUCGGUGAAAGCAUAUAAAAUCUUAAAGAAAUCAAUCUGUUGAUAAAAAAUUGGAUUAACAUUCACCCGAUGAGCUGUUAUAGUUUUGGGACAACUUGCAGAGGAAACUAAUUGGAACAAUAUGAUCGUAAAAUGCUACUAUAUGUAAUAGUGUUUGAAAACUUGGUAUUGUCAUAAUUCUGCGAUUCCAACAGGUAAUUUUUUUUAUUCCAUGUCUGUUUUUAUUUUGAUGUAAAUGAGAUGUUAAACCAAGAUAGUUCGUCACCUGUUUGGCGCUAUAUAGUUUGCACUGUGUUAGUCCACCGAAAACCCAAAUCAACAACAAGCAUUCCUGCAAAGACACAUUUAUAGCAGAAUGCACAUUAUUUGACCGGUCAGUCACUAUAAUUACAUAAUACUUGAUUUGCAUUUUGGAAUCCUAUUUGUACCUUGUCUGCUUGUAUUCGUUAUUUUCAUUUGUCAGGCCUUUGUCGAUAUAUUAUUUGUUUAAUUAAUUGAUGUAACUGUGUCCUUCUUUUGCAUACUAAUAUAUAAUAUCUUAUAAUUGUUGUUUGCUGUUACAAAAUGUUUUUUAAUAAACAGAAAUGUACUUA